AUGGUAGCCCUUAAGAAGAUUCUAAUGGAAAAUGAAAAAGAAGGCUUCCCAAUUACGGCUCUACGAGAGGUGAAAAUGUUGCAACAGCUAAAGCAUGAGAAUAUCACAGAUCUCAUUGAAGUAUGCAGCAGUAAAGCGUCAGCUCACAAUCGUGAUCGGUCAACGUUCUAUUUGGUGUUUGCGUUUUGUGAGCACGAUCUUGCUGGCUUACUGAGUAAUCAUAAAAUUAAGAUAUCGUUGGUACAUAUAAAGACUAUGAUGAAGCAUCUUUUCAAUGGGCUAUGGAAGAUUCAUCGCUCUAAGAUUUUACACCGAGAUAUGAAAGCUGCCAAUGUUUUGCUUUCCCGUGACGGCAUACUCAAGCUAGCCGAUUUUGGACUUGCAAGACCGUUUUACAUGGGUCAUCCACGUCAAAUGUACACGAAUCGUGUCGUAACCCUGUGGUAUCGUCCUCCAGAGCUGUUACUAGGAGAUAGGCAGUACACCACAUCAAUAGAUAUGUGGGGAGCUGGAUGCAUUAUGGCCGAAUUGUGGACGCGUUCUCCGAUCAUGCAAGGUGAUACCGAACAGAAACAGCUUACGAUGAUUUGUAAUUUGUGCGGAUCAAUAGACAAGGAUUCUUGGGAUAAGGUUAGUGAUCUUUACUUGGGCAAUUUUUUUGUGGCGGACAUCCAAUUUACGUGA
Messenger RNA from Cooperia oncophora, 684 nucleotides. The record is from the annotation of a GenBank genome assembly. NCBI's taxonomy places the organism in Eukaryota, Metazoa, Nematoda, Chromadorea, Rhabditida, Trichostrongylidae.